AUGGCUUCACAAAUGCCCACGAUUCCUCGGGUGACGUUUACCAUCAUCGAGCCGAUUUCUUUAGUCGCUGGCUUCGUCGGCGCUAUCUGGGACCCAGCAUGGUUCAUCGCUGAACAGCUGCCCGAGAGGCAGGUGCUUCCUGCAUCAGAGCACAGCAUUGUCAUGGCGCAACAGCUAGGUAACAUGUAUCUCCUCAUGUGCUUUGUCGGGCUGGCCGUGCUUGCGACAACUUCCGAGAUCAAGGUGGUGAGAAGUUAUCUUGUUGCGUUGUGGCUCGGUGACAUUGGCCAUCUUGCUUUCACAUGCUUGGCGCUGGGCAAGCAGCGGGUGAUGCAGCCACAAACGUGGAACGCGAUGACCUGGGGCAAUAUUGGGUUUACGAUCAUCAUCAUCAUCAUCAUCGCCCACAACCUCACCAUGCCCCCCAAACUCCGCGCAGCCAAGACCGUGCCCACGUCCUCCGCGCCGGUGCGCAGAUCCACAGGACGUACCAGAGGCCGGUCACGCAAGAGCGACGAGGAUGCUGUUCCAGCCGAGCCAGAACGCGGCAUGGCAACCAAAACGCGCGCCGCCAUGAGAAAAUCACCUGCGCCAGAGCUGCCGGUCCAAGUUCGCUCCUCGAUUGUUCAUGAUCCCAAGCCCCGCAAGAACCCUCCACGCGGCGCGGCGGCAAGCGAUCUGGACAUUCCUUCGGACCGUCCCCGAGACGAGGAGGACGAUGAUGAGGACGAAGAAAACGACGAUGACGGAGAGGAAGACGAAGACGGCAAGGAGGAAGUCGAUGAGCAGAAGAAUGACGGUGACGAGCAAGGGGCUCUCGUUCAGGUCGGCAACGGAGACGAGCAAGAGGCUCUCAUCCAAGUCGACGAGGAAGACGUGCAAUUUAUGCUACAGCACCUCGACAAGAUUCCCAAGGCGGCGCUUGAUCUUUUUUCUCAAUACCGUGUCUUUGGGGACACCGAGAAGUUUGCGCGCCGAACCUUCGAGCUCGCUCUGGAUGCGCUCCGCACUGUGCGUAAGCACUUCAUCGUCGACGACUCGUGGUCGCCCUUUUUGCCCACGUCGUGGCUUAACAGUCACGCCGAACUGUCUGCCACAGACGUCGCCCGUUUUAAAGAAGCGCUCAUCCUCGCCAAUCUCGCGACGCUGCUAGAAAUCGUCUACUGCGGCGCCCAGGACCAACGAAAAGCGUCGCGCCUCGCCGACGCCGAUAAGCUCGCCCUCCUCGACACGCACUUCAACGAGCUGCUACUCGGUGACGACGACCUGCUUCCCCAUGCCACACAGACCCAGGUCCUUCUGGCGCUCGACAUUCGCGCUGCGCGUCUGCUGGCCGCGCUCGCCAGCGCCAAGACAAACCAGGACGCCUACACCAUGGCGUAUGACGUCUUUUGCGUUCCUCAGGAGGGUCUCUCCGACGAGACGCUCAGGGAUGCCCUCGGCGAGGCGCGCGACGAUGCCCACAGAAAAGAAGUGGUGGAUGCCCGCAGAAAGGCGCUGAGAGAUGCCGUCCGCAAAGGGCCGUAUCGCCCAGUCGCCGGCCUGGCGAGCGACGAGGCGCAGAAGCGCUGCUGCUGGACGCGGGUCGCCAAGUUCCUCAAGCACUUUGGCCAGCACGAGGCCGCCUUUGCGAAUAUAUCCCUGUUUCGCACCAAGCUGUUUCCCGCGCACGAUCUGCUAGUCCGCAUACAGGCCGUUGCCUUGGAGUUGGACGAGGCCCUGCGGCGCAACCAGCAGGAGACGCCGACCGACGACGCAGGCGCCGAGGAGUUCCACGACGCACCCGAGGACGCCGACGACGACGGUGAUGACGAUGACGACGACGAUGACGACGAAGAUGAUCAAGGCGAGUCGCAGCCCAUUGUGCGCCUCGCGAGCGCAAAGGCCGGUACCAGUCUCUUCCGAGAUGCCUCGGAUAUCCAAACCCUGAUGCAGGCCCAACGCGGCGCCGCAGCCGCGCCGCCACCGUCCAACCAGCACAUCGGCCACGGUAUCCUUCCCGUAGACCACGGUGCGGCAGCACUGUCCACACAUUCGUCACGCCAGCGCCCCGUCAUCCACCACAGCUCGUUACCGUUCCCACAACGCAACAAGCGCAGCCGCGACCAGGUGAGCCUCAGCGACGACGACGACGACGACGACGACGAGUUUGAGUCGGACAGGCGGACCCAUUCCGAGCUCGCCCGUCUCGAGAAGCGCCGCCAGCGCAACGAAGCCCAGCAUCUCCUCGGGCAGCGCAGCCAGGCCGCGCUCAUCGCGCUCGUCGCGGAGCACUACGGCAAGUGGAGCACCAUUGAACGGUGCCAGGACCGCUUCCAACACCCCCGCGACCAGCAGGCGUACCGCGACAAGGCGCGCAACAUCAAGGUGGACCUGCUCAUUCACGACCUCCGCCUGCCGCCCGGCUUCGACGUGGUCGCGCUCGGCAUCAAGGAGCGGGAAAAGGUGCGCAAGCACGGCAAGAAUCCGCGCCGAAGGGAGGAGGAUGUCGACGCGGCGGGGAGACCGACCAAUACGGCGAUGAACCCGAUGGACACUCCCUAA
This is a messenger RNA of Cordyceps militaris CM01, 2544 nucleotides long. RefSeq lists its product as uncharacterized. Lineage: Eukaryota; Fungi; Ascomycota; Sordariomycetes; Hypocreales; Cordycipitaceae. The coding region runs from base 1 to 2544 and encodes 847 amino acids. The record is from RefSeq and is a predicted model, not a curated record. The transcript is spliced from 4 exons.